CGAUUUCCGGCAAUAAAUCCCGACGGGCCGCCGUCAGGUGCCGGCUGAGGGUUGUCAGUGCGCCAGGUGGGGCCCGGACCGUCGGCGCGCCAGGAGAGCUAUGCCAUUUUUGGGCCAGGACUGGAGAUCUCCUGGAUGGAGCUGGAUUAAAACAGAAGACGGCUGGAAAAGAUGUGAACCCUGGACUGAGGGACUUGAAGGAGAGAAUAACCGGUGUGGCGCCAGCCACGGCAUUAUCUUAAAUAGUGAAGAUGAAGAAAUAUUCAAUAACGAAGAGCAUGAAUAUGCAUCCAAAAAAAGGAAAAAGGACCAUUUUAGAAAUGACAGAAAUACUCAGUGUUUUUAUCGUGAAAAAUGGAUCUAUGUCCAUAAAGAAAGCACAAGAGAAAGACACGGCUACUGCACUUUGGGAGAAGCUUUUAACCGCUUAGACUUCUUCAGUGCGGUCCAGGACGCCCGGAGGUUCACUUACGUGGCCAGACUGUUGCAGCUGAUCGCAAAGUCCCAGCUGACCUCGCUGAGCGGUGUGGCCCAGAAGAACUACUUCAACGUUCUGGAUAAAAUCGUUCAAAAAGUUCUCGAUGACCACCAAAACCCUCGCCUAAUCAAAGAUCUUCUCCAAGACCUAAGCUCUACCCUUUGCAUUCUAAUUAGAGGAGUGGGGAAGUCCGUUCUGGUGGGAAAUAUCAACAUUUGGGUUUGCCGGUUAGAAACUAUUCUCAACUGGCAACAGCAGCUACAGAAUCUUCAGAUGACUGAGCAGGUGGACAGCGGCCUGACGCUCAGCGACCUUCCCGUGCACAUGCUCAGCAACAUCCUGUACAGGUUCUCGGAUGGGUGGGACAUCGUCACUCUGGGUCAGGUGACCCCGACGCUGUCCGCGCUUAGCGAGGACCGGCGGCUGUGGAAGAAGCUCUGCCAGUACCACUUCGGCGAGAAGCAGUUUUGUAGACACUUGAUCCUUUCAGAAAAAGGUCACAUCGAAUGGAAGCUGAUGUAUUUUGCGCUUCAGAAACAUUACCCCACUAAGGAACAGUACGGAGACACUCUGCACUUUUGUCGGCACUGCAGCAUCCUCUUUUGGAAGGACCGCCGCCUUGCUUUAUUACUCGAGGACUCGGGCCACCCCUGCACGGCCGCCGACCCCGACAGCUGCUUCACGCCCGUGUCCCCGCAGCACUUCAUCGACCUCUUCAAGUUCUAAGGGCCCCGCUGAGCCGUGGCCUGGGCAGCGUGGUAGGACGUGUCCUCCGUGACUGAGCCGUGACCUGGUGCCCAGGCUGGAGGGCGUGGAGGGACGUGGAAAACUGCCCUGGCAGCUGCAGGCAGGAGCACCUGUUGUUUCCACCUUUGAAGCGGGGUCAGGGAACCCAAGGAAAAUCAUUUCUACUUCCUUCUUUAAAAAAUUCGUUUCCUCUAAGCGCAUUAAAAUGUGCAACUUUGCAUGUUUGUGAAUGUGGUUCAAAAAGAGUGUAUUUUCAGCACCACAUUCUGUGCUGAACUGACACUAACAGCCAAGCAUAUGCUUCUUAAUUGUCAAAUGAUAGUUUCCUGAUUUUGUAGUGAUUGGGGGUGGGGAUAGAUCAUUGAUCCUUGUAAGGACAUUGUGCAGAAUAUUUAUUUUUCUUGAGAUGUAUCUUAACUGCAUUGGUCAUGUCCAUAUGAAUCCUCUUGGAUACAGAAGGAACCCAGGGAAGUAUGUGCAUGUCUUCUGGGUGCUCAGCGUUGGGUUGUGAAUUGUGCAGACAUCCGAGACCCACAAAGGCGUGAGUCUGGGGCUGUGGUCCUGGGCUCAUGGCCCGAUGCUGGCAGGCAGGGGCCCUGACCUGGGGGCCAGCCCAGUGUGACCUGCACUGUACUGCUCUGAAUCCCCUUUUGCAGGCAAAGUGAUAAAUCAUGUUUAUCUACCGAUUUUAACUUCAUCAGUUUUGCAUCUUACUGAAGGAAGUAGUAUCAAUGAUUUUGAUAUCAUUUAUUGAAACCUUUCAAAGAUUGUUUUAUUUUAAAAAUAUUGCAUGUACAUUUUAGAAAAUUUUGAAAAUAAAGGUUUAUAAAAGAAUAAAACUUGCAUAUAACCCUGCCACCCAGAGAUAGCUGUGCUUGCCAGAAGGAAUGCAGGAAUGGCCCUGGCAGGUGUAGGGGAGACUGAACAGGGUCAAGGCCCAAGCAAAGUCAUUUCUACUUCCUUCUUAGCACAUGGAAAUUUGCUGUUUUGCAUAUUUGUAAAUAAAGAGUCUGUAUUUUCACUACAUUCUGUGCUGAACUGACACAGCCAAGACUAUGCUUAAUUACCAAAUGAUAGUUUCCCUCUGGGUGUAUUGGGUGAAAGCUUUUCAUAAAACCGUAAACAUCACAUAUACUGUUUUCAUUUUAUAACCAGCCUUUUUUUCAGAAGUGUUUGUGAAAAUAUGGUUUUUACUGGCAACAUGGUACCACACAGCUGGAACAGAUCACUUUUUGAUCAGCAUCACCACAUGUGCACUUUUGUGCAUCUGAUGAUCUCCUUACGAUAAACGAGAAGCAGAACCAGGGAAACGAGUCAGUUGUUUGUAAGGAUGUUUCCAGAGCACUGGCGAGGAUGGAAGGUGGCAUCUUUCUCCCCCGAAGAUGGACGUGAAGAGGCUGUGAGGUAGGACAUGUCUUCUGAAAGCUUAGUGGCGAGUUGUUUCUGUAUUUUUUUUUAUACAUAAAUUUAUUUAUUUAUUUUUGGCUGCACUGGGUCUUCGUUGCUGUGUGCGGGCUUUCUCUAGUUGAGGUGAGCGGGGGCUACUCUUUGUUGCAGUGCACGUGCUUCUCAUUCUGGUGGCUUCUCUUGUUGCGGAGCAUGGGCUCUAGGCGCGUGGGCUUCAGUAGUUGUGGCACACGGGCUUCAGUAGUUGUGGCACGCGGGCUUCAGUAGUUGUGGCACGCAGGCUCAGUAGUUGUGGCUCACGGGCUCUAGAGUGCAGGCUCCGUAGUUGCGGCGCAUGGGCUUAGCUGCUCUGCGGAAUGUGGGACCUUCCCCGACCAGAGCUCGAACCCAUAUCCCCUGCGUUGGCAGGCGGGUUCUUAACCACUGUGCCACUAGGGAAGCCCUGUAUUUUGUUUUGCUUUGGCAAAUUACCUAAUUGUGUUCUUUGCCUGUUUUACUUUUGGGGUGUUGGUCUUUUUUGUAUUAGUUUCUUCUUAAGAGGACAUUAACCUCUUGAAGUGAGUUCUUUUCCCCAGAUAACAUUAAAAGUCUUGGGAGAAGAGUCCAGCUGUUCCCCCUAUUAGCCCGUUUCCAGAGGCAGGAGACGUGCUUGGACCCAAAACUCCACACAGGCAUUGGCAAAACCUAUAGCAGGUGUGCCUGAGGCCCGCAGCGCUGGGAGGGGGCGUGAGCGGGAUACAUUUGGCGGCAGGCAGAGAGUUCCAGGCACACAGUUCCUGGGCCCUGAUCAGUCAUUUACGGGAGAUCUGAUGAUGUGAACAGGAAGAGAGGGGUCGUCCUGAGCUGCAGGUUCGUGUGGCAUUUCUGAGUGUGGUUCCAUCAGAGGGCUCGCCAGACUCGGGCUGCACGGCGUCACUCCCCGCGGUGUGUCAUCUGCACGCCCUCUACCCUCUCAGGACGGCCAGGAGUGGGCCCAGGCCCGGCCCAGAGCUGCGCCUGUGGGAACUGCCACCCGCAGGAAGUGGCGUCUGGAAGUCUGUGGCCUCUUCCUUUGCCUUGAGGUACAUUUUCUCACCCGGGUUGUGACUCGUGGGUCAGGAGGAGCCACAGUAGGUUCUGCAGCAGGUCCAGGUGCUAGUCUGGGAGUUUCGUGGCAUCUGUUGUGCGUUUGCUCAGGGCUGCCCAUGGAGAACCAUGUCUCCUUUAGGGACAGUAUUGAAGGAUUUGAUGUUAUUUCUGCUGUAAAUGCUGCUUUUAGAAUCAUAUAGAUUCUAACAUACAGAAUCAAACAAAAUGCCCACGUAAGGUGUUUGUAUACUGAUUUUGUAUCCUGUAACUUUGCUGAAAUCACUAAUUAAAUCUAGUGGUAUUUUUUGUAGAUUCCUUGGGACGUGGCUAUACAUCGUGUCCUCUGCAAAUAGAGGUGGCUUUUCACCUUUCCUUCUUCCCUCCCUCCAUCCCUUCCGCCUUCCCUCUCUCCUCUCCUUCCGAGCUUUCCGGCCAGACCCCCAUGCACGUGGACGGCAGUGCACACACAUCCCAGCAUGCUCCUGGGAGGCUCUCCGCCCUUCGCCUGUGGGUGUGGUGCAUGCUGGGCAUCUCUGUGGGCGCCUGUAUCAGGGUGAGGUGCUCCCUUCCAGCCUCGCUUUGUUGACGUGUUUUUUUUUUUUUAUCAUGAAAGGGUGUUAGAUUUUGUUGAGUGCUCUAUGUCUGCAGAGGUGGUCGUGUGUUGCCUUUUGUAUGUUGAACCAACCUUGCAUUUUCAGGCCCACGUCCCAUGUGGUUUCCAUACACGGUUGGUGAGUUUAGUUUGCUGGUUUUACUGAGCGUUUUCACAAGAGAGAUUAGCUGUGCUUUUCUGGUGAGUCUUUGUCUGGUUUUGGUAUCAGGGUGAAAACAGCCUCCUAGAAGGGGCUUGCCUUGGGAGCGUUUCCUCCCAUUUUCUGGGAAGGGUUUGUGAAGAAUUGGUGCGAGUUCUCCUUUAAGCAUUAGGAUAAUUCCUUGGAAACUGAAGUUACUGAGGAGAAGCAUCUGUUUUCAGUUUAGUCACAUGCUCCCUUUUGGAAAACCCUUUGCCUUUAACGGGAUAGGGUAGUUUUGUCUUAGCUGAGACGUAUCUUGGUUAGAGCUCAUUUUCUUCAUCAUGGGGCCUAACCUAGCAAUAAACGGGCUGUAAACUUAAUCUGCUGCUUUCCUCCAUAGUUACAGAAGGAAGUGUGCUGAAAACCAUAGAUGAAAAGGCAGAAGCUGUCUUGGCUUAUGAAAUUAUUUCUUUCAUUAACGGUGUGAGAAGAUGCAUAUGCUUCACUUGUCUCCCUUUCCUGUAUGCCCCACCAAACGCAGCAUCACCCCCACCCGGUGAGAUGCCCAAGGAUCUGCAAACCUGGGAGGGAAAACCCUGAGGGACCCAGUGACUUCCUGGCCCGACAUCCACUUGCUUCUCAGCUCGCACUCCCUGCUUCUGUCUGGGUGUGGUCGCCUCUUCUGACCUCACUCCAGACGAGCUCUGCUUUUUGUCCCUUUUUGCAGAGGGAGCAGACCCUCACUUUUGGAGAGCAGUGUACCCUGGGCGCUCCCCAGAAUCCCAGCAGGGACGUGCCACGUGCACCUUCCCAACCCCUGCCAUGGCUGGUGUGGCCUGCUCCUUCCCACCACACAGGUGUGACCGCAGUGCUCCCUCGCCAGCACCUUCUGGGUGUCAUCGGCACAUGCGUCUCUCAGGCGUAUUCCUGGGGGGGCCUGCUGCCCUCCCCGCCCCCAGCACCGACUCAGGCCCACAUGGAGAACAGAGGUGCUCAGAGCACAGCCACCUGAGGACGCGAGAGGGCUUUUCACGUGCCUCUCGCUCAGGAUGGCGAGAUCCUCCACACACAGUGUUCUUCUGUGUCAGACGGGAGAGACACCUCAACUGUGUUGUUUUUAUUAUUUGGGUAAAAUUUUCACUUUUCUUUGAUGAUAGUCAUUUGAGAAAUUUGCACAGACAGAUGCAAGUAGCUUUUUACUAUUUAAUCUACAUAGAAAAUUCAAAUGUCAUUAAAAAUUUUUGAUUACAGUAAAAUACACAUAAAAUUUGCCAUCUUAACCAUUUUUCAGUGUACAGUCCAGUGGCAUUAGGUACAUUCACACUGUUGUGCAAACACCACCACCGUCAUCUGCAGAACACUUUUUAUCUCUGAAAACAGAAAUUGUCCCCUUAAACACUAAUUCCCUGUCCCCAUCCUCCAGCCCCUGGCCCCCACCAUCUACUUUGUCUCUAUGGAUCUGACUACUGUAGACACACCAUGUAACUGGAAUCAUAAAGUAGUUGUUUUUUCAUCCGUGUUGUAGCAUCGCUCAGGAUUUCCUUCACUUGUGAGCAGAAUAGUGUUCCACUGUGUGGUUGGACCACAUUCUGUUUCUCCGUCUGUUGAUGGGCACUUGGGUUGCUUCCACCUUUGGGCUGCUGUGAACAUGGUGUACAAAUCUCUCUUCUAAAGGUUUCGUUUCCUUUGAAUAUAUACCCAGAAGUGGAAUUGCUGGAUCAUGUGGUAAUUAUAUAGUUAAUAUUUUGAGGAACCACCAUACUGUUUUCCAUGGUGGGAAUGUAAAAUGGUGCAGCCUCUAACAGUGCCCAGGGGCUCCAAUUUCUCUACAUCCUCACCAACACUUGUUAUCUUGUGGGGUUGGGUUUUUUUGUUUGUUUCUUAUAGUAGUCGUCCACAUGGUUGGGAGGUGAUAUUUAAUUAUGGCUUUGAUUUUCAUUUCCCUGAUGAGAAGUGAUGUUGAGCAUCUUCUCCUGUGCUUGUUGGCCGUUUAUAUGUCUUACUUGGGGAAAUGUCUAUUCAGGUCCUUUGCUCUCUUUUUAAUUGAGUUGUAUGUGGCUUUGUUGUUGAAUAUAGAAAGAACUACUACAACUCUGGACACUAAGUCCUUAUCAGCUAGACGACUUGAAAAUGUUCUCUCCGAUUCCCUAGGUUGCCUUUUCACUCUGUUGAUUGUGUCCUUGGAUGUACAGAGGUUUUUAAUUUUGAUGUCCAAUUUCUCUAUUCUUUUUUUUUGGUGCCUGCACAUUUUGUGUCAUAUCCAAGAAUUCAUUGCCAAAUCCAAUGUCAUGAAGCUUUCUCCCUAUGUUUUCUUCUAAGAGUUUUAUAGUUUUAAUUUUUGCACAUGGCAUAAUAAGGUAAGGCUCCAACUUCAUUCGUUUGCAUGUGGAUAUGUGGUUUUCCCAGCAACAUUUGUUGACUGUCCUUUCCCUACUGAAUUGUUUUGGCACCCUUGUUGAAAAUCAUUUGACCAAAUAUGCCGUUAUGACUUGUGUGGGGAUUGUAUUGACUCUGUAGAUUGCUUUGGGUGGAAGUUUUCCAAUCCAUGAACAUGGGAUGUCUUCCAUUUAUUUGUGUCUUUUUCUUUCAGCCUUUUUCACUCAGUUCAUUCCUAAGUGUUUUAUUCUUUUUGUUGCCAUUACAAAUAGAAUUUUCUUAAUUUCCUCUUUGGAUUUUUCAUUGUUAUUGUAUAGAAAUGCAACUGAUGUUUGUAUGUUGAUUUUUUGUUGUUGUCUUUAGGAUUUUCUACAUGUAAGAUCAUGCCACCUGCAAAGAGAAAAUUUCAAUACUUCCUUUCCAAUUUGGAUGCUUUUUUAUUUCUUUUUCUUGCCCAGAUGGAUCUGUCUGGUGCAGACUUCCAGUCUGUGUGGCACACAAGUAGUGAGAGUGGGCAUUUUGUCUUGUUCCUGAUCUUAGAGGAAAAGCUUUCGGUCUUUCAGCAUUGAGAGAAUGUCAGCUGGGACUUUUUAUGUGGCUGUAUAAUGUUGGGGCAGUUUCCUUCUGUUCAGAAUUAGUUGAGUAUUUCCAUCGUGAAAGGGUGUUGAAUUUUGUCAACUGCUUUUUCUGCAUCAAUUGAAAUGAUGUUUUUCCUUUGUUCUGUGUAUAAUAACGUGUAUUAAAUUGAUUGAUCUAAUGGUG
Molecule: messenger RNA, 7572 nt
Organism: Balaenoptera musculus (blue whale)
Lineage: Eukaryota; Metazoa; Chordata; Mammalia; Artiodactyla; Balaenopteridae
Gene: FBXO25
Product: F-box protein 25
Exons: 11
Coding region: 101-1204 (367 amino acids)
Biological process (GO): protein ubiquitination
Cellular component (GO): nucleus; cytoplasm; SCF ubiquitin ligase complex
Molecular function (GO): protein binding
Source: RefSeq, a predicted model, not a curated record